AUGUCAUUAUCUAAUUUACCCAAUGAAGUAUUCUCUCAAAUAUUAGACCUGAUUCCUUUCCAAGACAAAAAGACUUGCAUGCUCAUCUGUCAUGCUUGGCAUGACCGAUUCCAGUCUGUGGUUUUAAAAAGCCUGUCUAUUCGCAGCCGUAAAGAGUUUAAGGCACUCUUUUUAAAACUAAAGGAGUGGGAAAAAACACAGUCUGUACCGUUGGGUCUUCUCAUGCGUCGAUUGAGCUUGGCACCUCGUGUAGGCAUGAGCAAUGCCGAAUUUCAACAAUUACCCUUGUACUGCCCGUUUCUCGAAUACCUUGAUUUCAACCCACAACUUUGGAACUAUUUUAGUUAUACCAACGAAAUCAAACGCUGGACUUAUCUCUCUCGAUUUCCAUGCAUGCAGCGACUCCAAUUGACAGUUCCGAUUUUACGUGACACAGGCCAACAUUUGACGUAUUUGGAAAUGAAAGUGGAUGAUUCACAGACCGAUCUUUCUGUGGUGGUGUCCUUAUUGGGUUUAUCACCCAACUUGACCUGUCUUCAAUUGGAGAGUGGGAUCAAGGUAGGUACAACCAUUUCGAUAUCUGAUUUUGAAUCGAUCCAUACCCUCUGUCCGCGCCUAAGACAAUUGGAGCUAUCUGGAUUUCAUGCACGCUUAUUUUCAAAGGACGGUUAUCUGGUCGACAUGGAAACAUUACCGAUCGCUCGUGGAACAAGACAAUUGCGGUUAGAUUUAUGCAUCAAUCAUGAAUCCUUUUUAGAUUAUUGGGGUCACAAAUACCCGGAACUACAGACACUCCAUCUCCAAUUAAAAAUUCUGGAACCCGAAUAUUUCCAUGAACCAGUAGAAGGUGAGCAUGCCCUUAUGAAGGCCUCAUUUACGCAUAUGGCAAGCCAAUUUAAGCAGCUGGUGAAACUCUCUGGCCAGUUUGAUGAAAAGUAUUUCCCCUGCGAUGUGUUUUUACGCGGUAUGAAUAGUCGACCGAUGGAAUCACUCUCUCUUCAUUUUUACAACUUUGAUUAUCUACGAAGAAGCGCACGUAACUUUAAAAUCUUGAUGAACAGGUCGAUAGAGACCUUGAAAGAGUUGGAGAUUGUGAACUGGGAUAGGAGCUGGGAUUACGAACAAGAUAUUUUGGUACCCAUGGGUAAACUGACGGGAUUAAGAACACUCGUGCUCUCGCCUCAACCUGGGACAUUGACCGAGUUUGAUUUGGACGUGAUUUUGGAUUAUUGCCCAGGGUUAGAUAGUCUGACUUUAAAAAAUACUUAUAAUUUAUUUGUUCAUUGCCAUGAUGUGACCAAAAGACACGGUCUAAAAGCGUUCUCUUUGGAACAUUCGAUGGUGAACAAUGCAUUGUUUGAUUAUCUCUCUAUCCGAUGUCCUCAAUUGACCAGACUCUCGUUGGAUCAUAUGACCAAGCCGUACGACGGGGAAAUUGCCGUGAAGAUCCAUAUGCCCAAUCACGUAUUCGAAUUCAUUCAUCUUCGUGGACUAAACAUGGGGCUAAGAAUGGAGGAUGCUGGCUUUCAAUCAAAUUGCUCUUCCACCAUUUGUUCCUUAGAGGAGGAGGAGAAGGCGCGCUCUGCUGGCGAACGUUGGUACCACUUGUAUCAACCUAAAGCGAAACAUGGUCACAGUCCAUGUCCAACGUUACAGCGACUGCAUAGCGUACAAAAUUUAAAGGAGACAAAAGGGACAAAAGAAUUAUGGGAGACAGUUGCAUUUGCAGGUGUUAGACUUCAAUACGAACCCAAAAAGAACUGGAAAUUCGACAUACCUUUUGGUUUUACAUCUCAAUUAGCUGUAGCUCGUCAAAGCAGAUUUAUUCAGAUAUCCAUGCUUGUCAUUUCAAUUCGUAUGAUUGUCUGA
This is a messenger RNA of Mucor mucedo, 1869 nucleotides long. RefSeq lists its product as uncharacterized. Lineage: Eukaryota; Fungi; Mucoromycota; Mucoromycetes; Mucorales; Mucoraceae. The record is from RefSeq and is a predicted model, not a curated record. Gene Ontology annotation, biological process: SCF-dependent proteasomal ubiquitin-dependent protein catabolic process. Bases 1 to 1869 code for a protein of 622 amino acids. Gene Ontology annotation, molecular function: protein binding. Gene Ontology annotation, cellular component: SCF ubiquitin ligase complex. The transcript is spliced from 2 exons.